AAAUAUACAAGACUACCACUGAAGAAUAUGCAAGACUACUACCAAAGAAAUAUGCAAGACCACUAAUGAAGAAAUGUGCAAAACUACGACUAAAAAAACAUGCAAGACUAUCACCAAAGAAAUGUGCAAGACCAUCACUGAAAAAAUAUGCAAGACUACUACCAAAGAAAUAUGCAAAACUACCUACCGAAGAAAUGUGUGAAACCACAUACCAAGAAGAAAAUCUAACAAUAGUACCAAUGAUGAUACCUGUGACAACGAAAAGAAAGAAAUGA
This is a messenger RNA of Racocetra persica, 275 nucleotides long. The record is from the annotation of a GenBank genome assembly. NCBI's taxonomy places the organism in Eukaryota, Fungi, Glomeromycota, Glomeromycetes, Diversisporales, Gigasporaceae.